This is a messenger RNA of Lactuca virosa, 1316 nucleotides long. Lineage: Eukaryota; Viridiplantae; Streptophyta; Magnoliopsida; Asterales; Asteraceae. The record is from the annotation of a GenBank genome assembly.
AUCAAAACCCCAACAAAAAACCUGCAUCAAUUCAAGAAAAUGGCAAUCAGCAAGUUUCUUUUAGUUUUCCUAUCUUUAGCUUUAGUUUUGGGCAUUGCCCAAAGCUUCGAUUUCCAUGAAAAAGAGCUGGAAACGGAGGAUAGCUUAUGGGAUAUGUACGAGAGGUGGAGGAGCCACCACAAGGUGGCGGCAAGCCACCAAGAGAAGCAGAGACGGUUCAAUGUUUUUAAAGCCAAUGCGUUUCAUGUUCAUGAAACUAACAAGAUGGACAAGCCUUAUAAGUUGAAGCUUAACAAGUUUGCAGACAUGACUAAUCACGAGUUCAAGAGCAAGUUCGCGGGUUCAAAAAUUAAGCAUCACAGGAUGUUGCAAGGGGAUCGAAUUGGCAACAAGACGUUCAUGUAUGCUAAUGUCGAUUCUGUCCCUACUUCGGUUGAUUGGAGAAAGAAAGGAGCUGUAACCCCUGUCAAGGAUCAAGGGCAAUGCGGAAGUUGUUGGGCAUUUUCAACCGUUGUGGCAGUUGAAGGAAUAAAUUACAUCAAAACAAAUGAGUUAGUGUCGUUAUCUGAGCAAGAACUUAUCGAUUGUGACACUAAAGAAAACCAAGGAUGUAACGGAGGGUUAAUGGACUUGGCGUUUGACUACAUAAAAAAGAUCGGAGGUCUAACUAAAGAGGAAAACUACCCUUACAUGGCCCUAGACGGGAGGUGUAAUUCUAAAAAGGAGAAUACUCCGGUGGUGUCAAUUGAUGGACAUGAAGAUGUUCCAAAAAACAAUGAGAAAGCACUAAUGAAAGCAGUAGCCAACCAACCUGUUUCUGUUGCCAUUGAUGCCGGAGAUCCAGAUUUCCAAUUCUAUUCGGAGGGAGUUUUUACGGGAAAGUGUGGAACAGAGUUGGAUCAUGGGGUGGCAGCCGUGGGAUACGGGACAACUCUAGAUGGAACCAAAUAUUGGAUAGUGAAGAACUCAUGGGGAGCUGAAUGGGGAGAGAAGGGAUACAUUAGGAUGCAAAGAGGAAUCUCUGAUAAGAGAGGACUUUGUGGCAUAGCAAUGGAGGCCUCUUAUCCUAUUAAGAAAUCUGCUAAUAAUCCCACGUUGUUUACUACAUCAUCCCCCAAAGAUGAACUCUAGAUUACGCAUAUUCACACACAUACACACACUAUUAGUUAACUCUACAUUAGCAUUUUUAAAUUGUUGUCCAACUUAUCACACAUGUCUUUCUUGUUACCAAUAAAAAAUAUACAUUUGAUUGAAACAUAGUUUUAUGGAGAAAGGAUUGUACAUUUUAUAGUAAUCUCAAAAUCAUGCUUGGGCCU